CAGCGGAGCUGAGAACGAGAGGAAAAGGCGUUUCCGUUGGCGGAACAGGGAGCGCGCGCACAGAGGGGCGCCGGCAGCCAGCAGCCAGCAGCGCUGUAGCACAUUGCAGCGACCGUUAUCAACGGUAACGGGCAGAAAGGAGAGCAGUCACUGCACUCAGUGACUGGUUAAUCCACUCUGAAGUAAAACAGUUUCGCGUAGUUUUAAUAUCCACAGAGAAAGAAGGAAUCAUUUCGCUGAGAAGAAUAAUAACCGAAGCAAGAAGUGACUCUAAAAGAAGACAGCUUGUCUCCAUCUUACUUGUUCUGCUUUCAAGAUCAAGUCCUUCAGGACAAAACGAGAGUCUUAUGGCCAUGUCGGAGUACCGCGUCCUGCUCUGUGACCUUUCAGACAAUAUCACCAAUGAGGAUCUUGAGCAGCUCAAGUCUGCCUGCAAGGAGGACAUCCCUGAAGAUGAGAGUGAAGCCAUCACCUCCUCCAAAGAGUGGUUUAGCUACCUGGAGAAGAACGACAAGCUGGCCCAUGAUAAUUUAUGCUACAUCGAGCACAUCUUUGAGAUUUCGCGGCGCCCUGACUUGCUGACACGCGUCAUCGAGUACCGCACCACGGUGCUCAAGAUCUCUGAAGACGAUGAGGUUGACACCAAACUCACGCGUAUCCCGUCUGCCAAGAAGUACAAAGACAUCAUCCGCCAACCUUCGGAAGAUGAGAUCAUCAAGUUGGCUCCUCCCCCUAAGAAGGCGUGAGGUCAGAGUUCAUGACCUUAGGCACGUAAGGUCCUGCGCACUUCUCCCUCUUUUGCUCAUCAGUCCUGUCGCAUCCAGCCACCCAAGCUACCCAACGGAACGCACCGGAAACUUCUUGUGAGCGAUCUCAGCCCUGCUGGACCACCUCGUCCCACACCUGAGGGAGGGGAGGGAGGCUGGAGGUGGGAAUCCCCGGGGGGGUGGGGAGGGGACAGGGACAAUGAUGUGACAGUAUAUGCUGUUGGGUUGGCGCUCUCUGAGAUUUAUUCCCAGUCUCGCUGAACUGACCUUCUGGUAGCGCUGUGCUGCCAAACUAUAAAAAUGCCCAACAUGUCUGUGAAGUUUAUGUCUCUUGUUUUCCCAGUUUUAUGAAAUAAUUUAUGACAGCAUUACCGAAUUUACGUGAAAGUAUUACAUAUGACUUAUACAUCACCGAUAUUAUUAACUGUAUAGAUGUUAGAAUAAGUACAGUAUAUCAAGAUAAUGAUAUCUAUUUAUAAAAAUCUUUUGCAGAUAUAUCUCUAUAUAGAUUAUUAUAAGACUUGUACAGGUUUAUUCAUGGAAUUAGGUGAUAUCCUUCUCUUAUAUUACCUUUGAAAAGCAGUGUGAUUGCAUUCACACGCACGUUUGUGUGUGUAAAUUACACAGUUGCCAAAGAGAGAGUGUCCCGCCAACAGAAAUUGAACCUAUGGCGAGGUAACGUAUGCUUUUGGUAAUCAUCAAACCGUGGGGUUAAGGUUAGGGUUAGAUCAUUGCAGUGAGAGACAAAUGGGGACCAGGAGGCGAAAAUAAAGUACAGUAGUGAUGGAGGACCCCGCCCCCCUUUCUCGUGGGUAGUUAAUAAAGGGGUCCUGUCUUCUCUUUGCAUCUGUUUAGUUCUGGACUGUCGCACAACACAGUCACACAAUGAUUGUGCGUCCUGACAGAAGAGCAGAUCGUCGUGUUCCAUCUGUGGUUAAAGACAAGGUGGAGCGCUGGCCAUCCUGAUGCAUGAAGCUCUCCUUGUGUCCUUGAGGCGUUUUGUGAAAAGGCCUCAAGAGCUUACUGCUCACUUUACUUACUCUUUUCUCUUUACUCCAGCAAGUGUUUCCAUGCGUAGGACUAGCGUCCCCCUUGGGGACAAAAGCCUCUCUGUUGUUCUUAGUCUUUCAGUGGCUCACCUGCCUCCACAGCUGUAGGGUGACAACCAACUCCCAUGAUGCUUUAGGACCUGCUGCUGGGACCAAGACCUUUUAUAUGAACUAAAAUGUGUGCUUAGCUGUACAUGAACAUUUUUACCGCUGUUAUGCCAAGUAAAAGCUGUUUUCUGCUAAGCGGUGAGAGUAACAUUUUCUAUGCAAAUGCCUUAGAGGAGCAGAACCUGUGGACUCUUGGAUCGGCCUGUUCAGUGGAGACUUGUGGUGUGUUUCAGUACCAGUGCAUUCUCUCAACUUGUGCUUUUCAUUCCAGUGCUGCGCGAACUCGUUCACCCACAGCUUAUUCUUUAGGCUGUUGCCAACCUGUUUGCUGUGAAAGUGCCCUGUGGUUUCGGACGUGGUCCUUCCCUCAGAAGUUCUGCUGCGGUGUCGUGUCGACCCAGUUGCGCUCAUGCUUCUGUGGGUUUGCAUUUUUCUGCGCAGGCGUGCGCAAUGCUGCGCCUUUUGUGAGCCCUGCCUCAUACAGAAAGGAGAGAAUGACAAAGACACCGGGUGGGUAUUCAGGGUAUUAAUUUUUAAAAAGUGGUCAUUGUAAGGGUUUUAAUGAAAGACAUUUAAUAAAAUAAUGUGUUUUUUUGUAAGAAGCUAUAGCAUUGGAGACUGUUAUUGUGGUCCUUAAUUAAAUUUUAACUUGUCAUUGACGUACAGGACUCGAUACGAGUCGCACAAAAUGCCAUCAGUGUCACUCAGAUCUUAUGGAUAAAUGAAACCAGAACAUAUUUCAGAGGAGCUGCUAAACUCUAAUACAGCUUUUUAAUCCUUUAAAAAUAUUUAACUGAGAGGGGUUUGCAUUGCAGACGUUGGUACGUUGACACUGACACAGGCUGGAAUGGUUCAGUCACUAUUGUGUGAGGCUUGCUUGCUUGUGUGUGUGUGUGUGUGUGUGUGUGUGUGUGUGUGUGUGUGUGUGUGUGUGUGGGAACUGAAGGGUUUGCAUUGUGUGAAAGACAUUGGACCAGUGUGGUGGGGGACAGAGGAUGGACGUGUGAAAGGACCGAUGAGCAUGUGAUUGGAUCGGACAGAGAAGGUGCUCAUUGUUGCCUCUUUAGGCUGAAAUGGAGAGAGUGUUUAGCCCCACUGGGAAUGUGAAAGUUGGCUGAGGAACAUGUUACCGUGUUUUACUGGUCCGUGUUCUAACUAUGCGUACAGAUUUCUAGAUGUUCUGCCUAUUCUCCGAGGAGCAGUUGUGGGAAGGCCGUCGUGGAAAAUGAGUCCUGCGGUGUCACUGGGGGGCUCCGAAGUGCUCUUCACCCUGUUGUCUUUAAACUUUGUCAGUUGUGAUGCUUUGGAAAUUAUUUUUCUCCUCUACAAUCAUCAUGGAGGUGGUGUUGCUUAUAAUGGUGCAGUGAAAUGUACAUGGGUAGGCAUGCGCGCACACACACACACACACACACACACACACACACACACAGCUGUUUGCAUACGAUUGUGACAACUGGACAUUGACUUUCACGUUUCAUCUUUUCCAUCACAACAGAACUUUAAAACAUAUGAAAGCUGGAAGCAAGUAAUUUAUGCACUUUUGUUUUUGGGGGAAAAGCAGCUAAAUUUAGCUCAUAUAUCGGAAUGUCCUCACUAAGUAUACUUUUUGGGAUUAUUCUGAGGGAUUUAUGAGGAAAGUAAAGCACAUAAGGCUAUAUUACUUCCAGAAAUUGGACCUAAAGAGGUAAUUACACUAAUAAAAAAUGUGUUAUAAUUAAUGGUAAUUACAAUUAAACAAUAAAAAAUACACUGAUGAUAAAUCCUGGAAAAUGACACAUGUAAACACACACUUGGGCCUUUUUGUAUGUUGGCACUUGCGUGCAAACGCAGAGACAGCGGGCGCUCGCACUUAUCAACAACAUUCUUUAUUUUCAUUGCAAAAGAAUUAAAAAACUGCUUUGCAUGGCAGUGCCACCUUGCUGAAACAGUGAUGUGGAGCGCUCACUCAUUCAGCACAUGUGUGGGUCCAGAGCGCCCCCCUGGGGUGCCCUGUCAUCAGUGGGCUGAAAUGCCUCAGCUGCACUGUUCAUUAUUCACACACUUUACCCUGUUAACUGUAAAGCCAUGCGGUCGCGGAGCAGGGAAGGUGUCAUUUGAAAAUGCGGUUGAGAAGAUGGACAAGGGAAAGAGUUUUCUGGAAUUUCGUAUUUGGUUUUUAGACAGCCGUUUUUGUGGUAUUUGUGGUUUUUCUUCUUUGUUUCGUUAAGCUGUACAUAUUGUGAUUUUAUUGGAAUGUGUUUUGUUAUUGAGUUAUUUAUUGAUGCUAAUGUAUUUUAUGUAUAAUUUUAUAUGGUACUUAAGUGGGACAAAAAUUAUUGGGGCAGAAUUGCUUAUUGAAAGAUCCGUUGUGUUUCUUGAUAAACAUUCUUGAUAAUGCUUCUAUAAAAAGCCCAAGUCAACAUAAUACAUUAUUUUUAUAUUUCUUAUUCAAGCUACAUUAAUGGUUUUCUUUAUGGAUGCAGAUAUGUGUUUUCAAAUGUUUGAGUUGUGGGUCCAGAGGUGAAUUUUGUCAUUUAAAAUGAACUCAGUAAGUCCAUUCCAGACUGGAGACGCAGCAUCUUUUUAGCUGCAUUUAUGGUUAUUUGAUUCACGCUGAGACUCGGAGAAGCGACUCUGAUCUCUUCGUAAUGACCAGCGCUGGUGGGAGUAGAACGAUAUUGCAGGAAAUGACAAAGUCAUUCGCACAUGUGGAAUCUCCUGAAAAGCCAACCUAAGAUGAGGUUUACGCCUCUCCACACUGCCAUAGUAGGUGUCUGCACACCACUCUCACGUCUGCUGAAAAGGAAAACCACAAAGACAAGACCAUGUCAUCUCUUUCUUUCUCAGCAAAUAUACAAGGCCUUGCUUGUUAUCAAUGGAGUCUGUCUUUGUGCCUCACAUGUUCAAGAGCCUCAGAUGUGGAAGGAAGAGGCUUGAACAAGAAGGAGUGAUAUUACAUAUGAGGUCCUUCUGCAUAAGCAACAAAAGCUGCAUGUAUCAGAGCAUAGUAAACAGUGUGGCUUUGGCUUGAAUUAAUACAGUAUAUCCAGUAAUGUGGAGAUACUUGCUGUGUGGGUAUUUUGGACAUCUGGAACUGGUUACAGUGUUUGUUCAGAGAUUAGUAGUGGUAGUGGUAGUCAGAGUGGCAGUUAAUUUAAAUUGAACUAGAAAUCCUUUCAUAGGCACUCUCUCAUGUGCUAUAAUAAAUUAUAAAGAAAAAUAUAAAUAGGAAAUAAUUUGUGCUGUAAAACUUAGCAGUAAAGGUUAAAAUACUAAAUAUCUUGGUGAUGAAGUGUGAAGUGCAGUUGUGUGAAUCUAGAAAUAACCCGUUUGAUCAAUAGCCACGAUGCCAUGCUGUGAUUUCUGAACCUGUGAUGAUUAUUUUAUAAAAUUUUAGGUUUGGUUUCAGUUGUAUUUGGCUUUACACUGAUUUUUUUUGUGACUUUUGCAUCACGGAAUGGAUUUCUACACCGGAGACAUAAGUAGGAAUGGAAGCUCUCACAGAAUUACUGUUACGUAGAAGAAUUAGAUGUUAGGAUGGAGAUGAAACCUUGAGCGGAUGGGCAGUACUGGAAUGCAGUUUAGAGGCUGCUUGGAGAAACAUGUCAGUGCUCAGUUGAGGGAAGCUGGAAAGAGAUUUUCUUCAAGAACAUUUUAGCAGAACUGAGCUCAGUGUUUUAUAACAGGGCUUCUGCAUGAGCCUCACUGUGCAACGAAAAACACCAUUUGUAAUGUGUUCACUUGACCAACAUGUAGUAAUGGCAGAACAAAGGAAAAACCCUCUUAAAUUAUGUUAUUUCUAAUGACUCAUUGUCAAACACAAUUAAUAUAUAAUUUGUAGAUUGUUUAUACUGUAGAUUGAAAAUGUACCAACCAUUGUAUAAUGUUAUAAUAGGAGUCUCACACUGGACUGUGCUGGAGUGAAUUUUGAGCACCGUUCAAUUUUGUGAUUCAGUGACUGUUAGAAAUGUUAAAAUCUAUAAUUAUGCCUUUACUAGUUGAUAUUAACAUGUAUGUUGUUUUUUUUUCUGAAAAAUAUCUUUCAUGAGAAAGCAUCAAGAAAAAAUAUGUAAAGACAAUAUGUAUAUUUAGAAAGUAAAAGUGUGGCUUUUAUCUAAUUAAAUGACGCCCUUUUUGUCAUUGUGCUAAAAUAAA
This is a messenger RNA of Scleropages formosus (Asian bonytongue), 6058 nucleotides long. RefSeq names its product astrocytic phosphoprotein PEA-15-like. Gene Ontology annotation, molecular function: protein binding. Gene Ontology annotation, biological process: regulation of apoptotic process; MAPK cascade. The record is from RefSeq and is a predicted model, not a curated record. The transcript is spliced from 5 exons. NCBI's taxonomy places the organism in Eukaryota, Metazoa, Chordata, Actinopteri, Osteoglossiformes, Osteoglossidae. Bases 348 to 746 code for a protein of 132 amino acids.